AUGGGACUACAAUAUCUUCAUGAACCUCUGGAGGGGACUAGUCAGCAAAGAGUGUUACACCGGGAUAUCAAAAGUGCAAAUAUAUUACUGGAUCACAAUUGGAUACCUAAGAUAGCAGAUUUUGGUUUGUCUAAACUGGGUCCUGCUAACCGACAAUUUAGUUUUCUUUUUUCAGCUGCAGUAGGUACACUGGAGUAUUGUGAUCCCGAAUACGAGCGUACAUGCAUGUUGACAAAAGAAAUCGACGUCUAUUCUUUUGGUGUGGUUUUGUUCGAAGUUCUUUGUGGAAGACUAUGUAUACUACAAAAGUAUAACGAUAUUCGUAGAUCUCUGGCGGAAUUAUCAAGGAAACGCUACGAUGAAAAUAAAAUGGAUACAAUUAUUCCUAUUGGUCUACAUAAUAAUGUUUCUCCAGAAAGUUUUGAAAGGUUUAUGGCAAUAGCGUAUCAAUGUUUGCACUUAAACCGUACUGAACGACCAACAAUGGGUAAAGUUGUGGAAGAGCUUAGAUUUGCACUUGAUUAUCAAGUACGUUUUAUCUAA
Molecule: messenger RNA, 543 nt
Organism: Erigeron canadensis
Lineage: Eukaryota; Viridiplantae; Streptophyta; Magnoliopsida; Asterales; Asteraceae
Product: receptor-like protein kinase HERK 1
Exons: 1
Coding region: 1-543 (180 amino acids)
Biological process (GO): protein autophosphorylation
Cellular component (GO): plasma membrane; plasmodesma
Molecular function (GO): transmembrane receptor protein tyrosine kinase activity; ATP binding
Source: RefSeq, a predicted model, not a curated record